This is a messenger RNA of Cantharellus anzutake, 1346 nucleotides long. RefSeq lists its product as uncharacterized. The record is from RefSeq and is a predicted model, not a curated record. The transcript has 7 exons. The coding region runs from base 37 to 1104 and encodes 355 amino acids. NCBI's taxonomy places the organism in Eukaryota, Fungi, Basidiomycota, Agaricomycetes, Cantharellales, Hydnaceae.
AGCCUGUCACAUACACAUGUCACACACGACGUCGACAUGCGCGACUCCAUUCAGCGAAUUUACGGUGCCCUCCUGACGCCCUCCAAGUUACCCGAUCAGAUACACCUUUCCCAGGAAGAACUAGUCGAACACAUAAUCCACGAUGAGCAUUUCCAAACCUAUCCUCCCGCACGAUCGUACCAGUUGAAAUUCUGGAAGCAUAUCGUAGAGAAGAUCGAGUUGGCGAACGAGGAAGCGGAUGAGAGGAUAUACGAGCGCCACAUCUCUCUCUUAAGUCAGGGUGCUCCGAGUCCAUUUGAUUACAUGAAUGGCCCACCAGCUCCCUCGUAUAUCACCCGCUUCUGGAACGCACCUUCUUCUGAAUCAAAUGUCAGAACUUCUCGGCGAAGCAUCGCCUUGCUUGAAUCUCGUACAACAAUUGAAGAUGGUACAACUGGGAUGCGCACAUGGAGGGCUAGUUUAAUAUUGGCUGAAUGGCUGAUACGACGUCCAGAAAUUGUUCAGAAAAAACGGGUUCUGGAAUUAGGCUCAGGCGUAGGAUUCCUAGGAAUCCUCAUUGCGCAGCUUGAUGGAAUGCGAAAGUCAAAACUAGACGAAACUCAUUCAGGUCUCCGUGGGGUUCCCUCGCUAGCAUUGACAGACGUGAAUCGUACUGUCCUAGAGAGGUGCGAAAACAACAUUUCAUUACCCCCUAAUUGGUUUGAUGCGACGUCCCUGGAUCGAAAAGAGUCCUUGAAAGCCCAGUUAGAGGAAAUUAAUGCAGAAGUGAUAAUAGGAGCAGAUAUCGUGUAUGACUUGGACCUCAUACAUCCGUUGAUCGAGACUCUGGGGAUGGCAUUAUCUGCGGGUUCAGUAUCACCGCAACCGUAUCGCAGGGAAGGCUUGAUCGCACUGUGCGCGCGUAGCGAAGAAACAUUAUCCAGAUUCAUCCAGGCUGCAGAUUCUCGAGGGUUGGACUUAAGAAGCGAAGAGUGGGGAUCAUUAGGGGAUGACAUUUUCGACGACGGAUGGGGCGGUGAGAGUCAAUCAUCAGUCAGAUUGUUCACCGUCACGCUGAGACAGAGCCGAGGAACCACACAAAAAAUUCUGCAUUCGAUAAGUUAAAAGUCAUAUAUGUAUGUAGAAAGGAAAAAAAUGCUAUGAAGACUAUUAUGAGGUGGCUAUGACUAUAUCGGUAAGGCUAAAAUUAUGCGUGAUUAGGUCUAUGGGGGGUCGAAGAUCACUAGGUCACCCAUUCGCCCGUCGCCAUCAGCUGCACCGGCUCGCCCCAAAGUCUCCCCAUGACUAAUUGAUUCCGCUCAACCUGCUUUUCGCCGCUCUUCUGCUCCUGCUCCUGCUCCUGCUUU